AUGGCUGUUGGAAUUCCCGUUAAGCUUUUAAACGAAGCGCAAGGCCAUGUCAUCAGCUUAGAGCUGACAUCAGGCGAGACAUACAGGGGAAAACUACUAGAGUGUGAGUUGUUUUUUAUGUUUUUCUUUUGGCUGCUUUCAGCAUACUAA
Molecule: messenger RNA, 150 nt
Organism: Kuraishia capsulata CBS 1993
Lineage: Eukaryota; Fungi; Ascomycota; Pichiomycetes; Pichiales; Pichiaceae
Exons: 2
Coding region: 1-150 (49 amino acids)
Source: RefSeq, a predicted model, not a curated record